GGGUACUUGCUGGUACCACAUGCGAAACAAAGACAGGAGACCAAGCAACCGACAAAGCCUUGCCCGAGAGAACAGACUCGGUUCGUUUGCGCAGAGCACAGAAGAACAAAGAGCCAGAGAGCGAGUGUUCGGAACGUGACGAUGGCGCCCAAAACCAUUGCUAUCCACCGGCACAAGGUGGACCCGGUGUCUCCCAUUCCGGUUCGGAGAGACGACUUUCCGAAAAGCCAGCAGCACCAGCAGCUGCCUCCGUCCCGACACCAGCGGUCGAGAUCCCAGCCACUCACGCUGUCCAAACCCAUGCUGAUCACCUCGGCCGGAAGAUCAGCAAGUGCGCAGGGAAGGGAGCUGGACGACCUCCGGAUCAGAUACGAAGAAACGAAGCAGAGGAUGGAAAAGAUGAAACGCGAUAAGAGCGAAAACAACAAGAGGCUCAUCGAAAUGAGCGGACUGGUCAAGAGUCUCCAAGACAUUCCCGUGGGCAUCGACAAAGCGGAAGGCAGCACCUUUGUGAACGUUCAGCGAAAGAUAGAGGCCAUUGGUUUCGAGAUGAAGGAAGCAAAGAAGCGGUACGAUGAGUUGAGAAACGAAGAAAGUUUCCAGACCGACACCAUCAAGGAGCAGGAAUCGCAAAUCCGAUCCAUGGAGAAGCAGAUCCAGCUCUUGACCGAACGCAUACAACAGGAGGAGCAGGACCAGCAGGAACAGAAGAAAAUGGCCGAAGAGAAACAAAAGGCCAGCACGGCAGAACUCGAACAAAAGAUCAUGCUGCAGGACAUGGAAAUCAUGAACCUAAUGGGAGAAAUCGACAUGAUCAAGAAACACAACAGGACCCACGGUCAGGACAGGCAAAACACGAUCGGGCAGGACAUCAAGCUGCUCGAGGCGAACAACGCCGCCAAGUACGAAGAGAUCAAGAAAAUGGAGGACAAACUGGCAAAGAUGCGCGAGGAACAGAGAGCACAAAAGAUGGAGCAAGAGACUUUCCUCAAGAAACAAUCCGAAGAAUCCAACGGGUUUGUGCUCAAGCCCACGGCGACAACCUUUGCCGAGAUCAGCAAACUGGAAGACAACCUAGCAACUUUGCGGUUGGAACAGGAAAAAAGCAGCAACGUCGCAGAUGCACCGAAAAAAGAAGAGGCCACCGAAAAGAAACCCGCUUCUAGCAGAAUACAAAAACACCAACCCUGGAGCAUGGACCUGGCCUGGAAAGACAGCAUGCUCGAGGGAAACAAGAAGAAGGAAGCCGAGCUCGAGGUGGUUGCCAACAACGAUAUCACCUACGGUGAACCUGUAUCUCCCGAAAGUGACCAGCGAGAUCAAGAAUUGUUGGGUCUGCCGUCUUUUGGACAGAAACAGCAAGUAGAGGUAAAAUCGGCUACAAAGAAAACCGAAAACAGUGCCUUUGUCGGCAUUAGCAGUCUCUCCGUGGCAUCUUGUGGUUCCAGUUCCGAAGAAAGCGAGAGCGAAUCGGAGGGAUCCGUCAUAUUUUUGAACAAGCAGCGCCACAAGAACCCCUUCGAAGUUUCCAAGGACAACAACACCUACGAUGUGAAAAAGGACAACGACCAUUCGGAUACCUCUGCCACUGUUGGAUCGUCGUGUGGAAUGUCGCGGGAUGGUGAUUCCGCUUCGGUCGAAUCGUCUAGUUUGAGCAAACCGACGAUGCCGAAAAGAAGUGUUGAACUCAUGCCAACGGACGAUGGAAGCAUCGAAGCCAUCGAAGUGGGACACCUGAGGAAGACCGAAAGCACCGAAUCGUGUGACGGAGCAUAUUCUGACAACGAAUCGUCCGUAGAAUACUCAAGCGGCGAGUCUACCACUGGGAAUGAUACCAAUGGAGAUUCCUCGAACGAUAGCUCGGUCGGAGAGUAUACUAGUGGAGAGUCAACGAGAACGGAGACUCGAAGCGUUCUUGCACAAAUACCCGAAGAAGGAGAAUUGGAGGAAUCCGAAUCUGAGUGGGACCGUGAGCAUACCUCCGUUUUAUCGAAGGGACCAAGCACGCCGAAAACGAACGAUGAACCGAAAUCCAAAGACGACAACGUUUCUGACUUGCUUCUCACCAAACAACUCAAAGAUGCGGAGGAUAAGUACGAAAACCUCAAGAAAGACUACGAGGAAAAGAUAUCGAUGUCGGAGUCGCAAGCGAAGAAACUCGACGAGUACAGCGAUAAGAUUUCGACGACGGAGUCAAUAGUGAAAAAACUCGAAGAGGAAAAUCAAAAGCUUCGAAAGGAGCAAAGCAAUGCUUCGAAGAAAACGUGGAAAGAUUCCGCAGAUAAAAAACGCUUGAAACGCAUCAAAGAGGAAAACAAAAUGCUUUUGAAAAACAUGGAAAAACAGAACGACAUCAUGAUGAAAGCCGACCAGAACUUCGACGACCUUCGAAAGGAGCACCUGGCUACUUUAGAAGAGCUCGAGGCGAAAAAGAAGCGAUACGAUCAGCUCGUGCUAGAUUUUACAAAGCUUGCUGAUCGCAACAAGGAUGCAAAGGAUUAUUCUAGGUUGCAAACCUUGCACAACGCUGUUGUCAUGAAACUCGCUGACAUGGGAGAGGAGAACGAGAAUCUCGAGAAACAACGCGACGAGGCUAUGGAUCAAAUCGAGCGCAAAAACGCCCAGAUCCGGGGCUUCGAUGGGAUUAUUGCCGAAUACAACAAGGUGGAGUAUGAUCUGAAAGUUUUGCGAGAAACGCACGAGGAGACAGUAAAGGAGCUCCACGAUCUGACGGAAAAGAACAAAGAGAUGCAAUCAUCGUACGACAACGACUUUGCUAACGCUCAGCAGCUCGAGUCUCUAGAGCAAGAUAAGGCAAAUGCAAUUGCGGAGAUAGAAAAAUUGAUGAAGGCGAACAUGGAUCUUUCAGCUAUGGAGGUGCAGCAAAACGAAUCCGAGGUUCGAGUUACCAUGCUAGAAGAAGAACUGAAGAAAACCCAGGAAGAGCUGGGGGUUGCAAAGAAUAAGUCUAGUAAUAGACAAAGGCAAUUGAAGGACGUCAUUGCACAGUACAAAGCUUUGAAAGAAGAGCACAGUGGUACAUGUGAUAAACUAGCGCGUCUAGAAACCACUGUGAAUGGUCUCGGUAACGGCAGUGCCAUCCAGGAAAUGAAAAAGCUGGAAGAUGCAGUAGAGCAGGCAAAGAAAGAAGCUCAGAAUGCUGUCAAAGCUAAGGAAGCCCGCGAAGGUGACAUGCGGAUUGUGUUGCAACAUUAUGAAAAACUCCAAAUCAAAUUCGAAAAACUGAAGGCGAAGAGUGAAUCUACGAAGAGUGAAACAGCUGUGGAAGAAGAGGAAAAGAAAGACGAGCAAGAUGUUUUUUGGCCAGGCGAAGAGAGAGAUGCCAGAAAGGAGAAAAUCGAGGAGCUGGAAGAACUAUUAAAGGAAUCCAAUGAAUCGUUGAGCUGGAGGGACGAGGAGAUCGCGAAGAAAAUAGAAGAGUUGAAGGAAGCAAGAAAACAAAUCGAAGACCUCGAAAUUGAGAAGGAGCAACUACAAGCUGAUGUGUUGAAUAUGCAAUCUCAGUUGGCACAGCGUGAAGCCAAGGAUGCGGAAGAUCGAAAGAAAGACGAGAAGGAUAAUUUGCGAACAGUAGUCGCCGAGCACCACCGACUGCAAAAGACCUAUUCCAGCCUUCAGAGAAAGUUCGAAGAGGUCAAGUCCGAACUAGUGAAGGUGAAGAAUCAGGCGAAAAUUCACGAGCAGGAAGAAAAACAUGCACAAAAACGUGUUACCAACAUUCAAACUGAGUACGUAAAUCUCCAGGCAGACUACGACGUGGUGGUUGCCCAACUGGAACGGUUCAAGGUCGAAAUGGCCACUUCUGUCAUCGAUUUGAAAGAAAAGGGAACUAUAAUUCCUGACAUGACUUCGAAGGAAACCGAGAAGAAUAAUCCUGUCAUCGCUAGUCCUGAUAUCUCUCCAAAAGGAAGCGACGUGGCCAUUCCGCUCACAGCUUCAGAAGAAAACGAAACGACUAUUUCUGACACGGCUGGGAAAGAAAACAAAGAAGUAAUCUCUCUUAUUGAUUACAAAGAGAACGAAAAAGCCGUUCCCGAGCUUACUUUGGAAGAGAAAGAGAAGGGCAUUAUCGACGCCGCUUCGGAAGUCAACGACAUGACUAUUGUUCACGAAGAUUCGUUUGAUUACGAAUCGGUUUCUGAUGAUUCGAACGGAAUUGCAGAAUUCUGAAGGAAAGAGAGAGUAAACCGCAAUCCAUUCG
Molecule: messenger RNA, 4222 nt
Organism: Pseudo-nitzschia multistriata
Lineage: Eukaryota; Bacillariophyta; Bacillariophyceae; Bacillariales; Bacillariaceae
Source: the annotation of a GenBank genome assembly